Messenger RNA from Sorex fumeus (smoky shrew), 718 nucleotides. RefSeq names its product translocase of inner mitochondrial membrane 13 (gene TIMM13). The record is from RefSeq and is a predicted model, not a curated record. Lineage: Eukaryota; Metazoa; Chordata; Mammalia; Eulipotyphla; Soricidae. Bases 66 to 353 code for a protein of 95 amino acids. The transcript has 3 exons.
GGCCCGGCUUCCGGCGCGACCCGGGUCGGCGCGCGCGGCCUGGGUCCGGUUGACUUUGCGGAGCCAUGGAGGGUGGCUUCGGCUCGGAUUUCGGGGGCUCGGGCAGCGGCAAGCUGGACCCGGGGGCCAUCAUGGAGCAGGUGAAGGUGCAGAUCGCCGUGGCCAACGCGCAGGAGCUCCUCCAGAGGAUGACGGACAAGUGUUUCCGGAAGUGCAUCGGGAAGCCGGGGGGCUCCCUGGACAAUUCGGAGCAGAAGUGCAUCGCCAUGUGUAUGGACCGCUACAUGGACGCCUGGAACACCGUGUCCCGCGCCUACAACGCGCGGCUGCAGCGGGAGCGAGCCAACAUGUGACCGGCCCCUCCCCCCACGCCCCCCGGCCCCCGGGCCCAGCCCCGCACCGGCCGGCGGGCACGAGCGUUGCCUCGCGCGCGGACAGCACGAAGGCCGGGACAGUUGGGGCCUGGCCGCCCGCCCCUCCCUCUCUCCCCCUCCGCAGACCCGGCCACCCCACGACCUGACGGUGGCGAACGCAGCUGGCGUUUUGAACCAGGGACUCUAGAACUUUCCAAAGGGGUGGGCCGACCACUGGUGUGCCCAGCUCAAACCGCAUGCCUCCGGGUGCCUAGAGUGUUCGUUUGGAGCUGGAGGAUGGGGGGAGGGGGUCUUGUUGAGUCCCCCGAUUUGGAGGACUAAUAAACGGUGGAGGUGUGGCGUCA